CAUAGUUUUUGAAUAAAUGAAAUAAAUAACUUUUAUAUAGCAAUUAAUUACAAAAACUUUGUCUGCCCUCCCGACAACUGUAUUCGCCCUCCCGGAAUGAAAAACCUGGAUAAAACACUGAUGGGAACGUAUAAUUUCACAAUAUUUAUAACAUUUAAACAUAUUUGAAUUUCAGUACAGUGAAAUUAUUGGGAGAUAUUUACAAGCGACUAUUGACUAUAGUAGACUAAACCAAUUCAAUUCUUCGUUUUGGAUGAAACAAAAAUGGAUUUUCAAAAUUUCCAUCGUUACAGAUUCUUCAGACAAAAACGUUAUUGUUUUUUCCAUUUUUCCAGACAUUUUGUUUCAAAAAAAUCAUUGUGAUAAAAUAUCAUUUUGUCUUUGUUCUUUUGUUAUAGAAAAAUUCGAAGUAAUUCUUAUGAAGAAACGAAAAAUGAUACUAAUUUCAAUGGUGAUGUUGGUCACAAUAUGGAACAAGUAUAUACCACCACAUCUUCUAUAAUGUUGGCCGAAACGAAUCAAUUAGACAUCAUCGAUCUAUCAAAUUCUAAAUAUAAUGAAAGCUGUUUCGACACAAUUGGUCGCAUUCAAGCAGCAGUAAAAAUUACGCGUUUAAAUAUUAUUGCCAGUGAAAUGUUCAUGGAAACAUUAAUUGAAAUUAUCGGAUGUGUGCCUGAUAUUGAUUCAUUAGUUAUUUCAUCUUUAGAAAUGAUACCAAUAAGAUGUUUAUCUACUGAAGAAGCAAAAACUCUUCGUUUAUUAUCAGUAAAGAACGUAAUUACUAAAGUCAGACUUCAUCAAAUGAACGACUUGGCACCCGUUAAGUUUCUUCUUCAUCUUUGCCGUCGUAUGAAAUAUCUCGAUGUGGACUGUACAAAAAAGGUGUUACCUGAAACAAUUUUACGUUUUAUUCUAAUGCACAAGAUCAAACGCAUCUCAAGAUUGCCUGUGCUCUGUUUGAAAAUUCCAGAAGCAGAUAUAGACAUCGUAGACAAAUUAAAAAGCAGCAAUGAUAUUGAGCAAUUGUGUUUCGAUUAUAAAAUCGAACAAAUCGGCAAUAAAAUUUAUUUACGAUUGUUCGCAUGA
Messenger RNA from Rotaria socialis, 1086 nucleotides. Lineage: Eukaryota; Metazoa; Rotifera; Eurotatoria; Philodinida; Philodinidae. The record is from the annotation of a GenBank genome assembly.